AUAAACUUAGUUCAAAUAGAUGCUAUGCCAGAGCCAGCGAAGUCUGCUCCCGCCCCGAAAAAGGGCUCUAAGAAGGCGGUGACUAAGGCGCAGAAGAAGGACGGCAAGAAGCGCAAGCGCAGCCGCAAGGAGAGCUAUUCCAUCUACGUGUACAAGGUGCUAAAGCAGGUCCACCCCGACACCGGCAUUUCGUCCAAGGCCAUGGGCAUCAUGAAUUCGUUUGUGAACGACAUUUUCGAGCGCAUUGCAGGUGAGGCUUCCCGCCUGGCGCAUUACAACAAGCGCUCGACCAUCACCUCCAGGGAGAUCCAGACGGCUGUGCGCCUUCUGCUGCCCGGGGAGUUGGCCAAGCACGCCGUGUCCGAGGGCACCAAGGCCGUCACCAAGUACACCAGCGCUAAGUAAACAGUGAGUUGAUUGUGAAGUCUCAACCCUAACGGCUCUUUUAAGAGCCACCCAUCUUCUCAAAGAAAGAGCUGGUGCUUGCAUUCGUCCUGUGCUGGCCGCUGACUAGCCCUUGUAACUCGCUACUGUGUUUUUUAGUUUGAAGUAGAAGAGUUACUUAACUAAUUCUUAAUGACUUUUUAGAUCUGCCGUUCUAAUCCCCUUAGAGAUAAAUAAGGAGAUAGGAGAUUUUCUAUUAUAAGUUCGAAACCAAUUAAAAUGCUCGUCGAUUCCCCCAUCGGAUAGUGAUUU
Messenger RNA from Symphalangus syndactylus (siamang), 696 nucleotides. RefSeq names its product H2B clustered histone 11 (gene H2BC11). Gene Ontology annotation, molecular function: structural constituent of chromatin; protein heterodimerization activity; DNA binding. NCBI's taxonomy places the organism in Eukaryota, Metazoa, Chordata, Mammalia, Primates, Hylobatidae. Gene Ontology annotation, cellular component: nucleosome. The record is from RefSeq and is a predicted model, not a curated record.